Messenger RNA from Caenorhabditis auriculariae, 10281 nucleotides. The record is from the annotation of a GenBank genome assembly. NCBI's taxonomy places the organism in Eukaryota, Metazoa, Nematoda, Chromadorea, Rhabditida, Rhabditidae.
AUGUCUCUCUCUUCGGGGGACUCGCUUUGCGGAGAUGACGAAGACGCAGAUUUCCUUCUUGAUGAAGAAGAGGAAAUAGACUUCUAUGCCAUCUUGAACGUUCCACGCGAUGUACGUUUCCUUUAUUAUAAUAAUGAAAAUCAUUUUAUGGAAUUUGAAGGCUAAUGAAGAGGACAUUAUAAAAAGCUUAUCGAAAAAGAUGCUUAAUGUUUCAUCCCGACCGUUUUACUGAAGAUUCUGAUAAGCGUGAUGCCGAACGCGUUUUUGUGCAGAUCCGUCGCGCUCAUGAAGGUUGUUUGCUUUGAAAACUUCUGAGAGUAAAAUUGCGAAAUGGUAGCUAUUUUCUGUUGUUUAUUUUUUUUUACACUUUUCGUUUUCGUACAUGUUUUUUUCAGUUUUGAUGGAUCCCAAGAAGAGAGCAAUUUACGAUGCUCUUGGAGUGCAGGGUCUGGACACCCAAGGCUGGGAGCUGGUUUGUGAACAUUUAAUCAGUUCAUUAAUUCGUAGUUCCACCACUUUCCUUUGUUUACCUUGUGGACAUUGAUUCCGAAUACUGUUUUUUAAGGUUUCAAGGUCCGCCAAUCCAGACAGCAUCCGACGCGAGUACGAAUUCCUGCAACGUCUAAAAGAGCGGGAACUCAUGCUGCAGCGUGUUCAUCCAACGGUAUGAUAUUACUGUCCUCUUGACACGCAGAAUUUUUUAUUUGCCGAUCAUUCUUUUUUUCAUUCCGUUUCAUUUUCAUUCAUUUCAAGUGUUUAUUCGCCAUUCCGCAAUCAGCACGACAAAUACAAAAAAAAAUAAAACAUCAAAACAAUCAAAUAAAUCUAACAGCUGAUCUGUGGAAACGGCUUCAUGAUUCAGAGCGCUUUCAUUAUGAAAACUUCGCUCACGGGACUAUUUCACGAGCAGCCAGAAGACAGGUACCUUUUGAAGGUGUUUAUUUUACGGGAGUUUCAUCUUAUCAGGUACCCGCCACAGUUCGUUGGCAUUGCCCUGACGCAAUCCGUCGAUUGUGCGUUCACAGGUUUGAGGCCGUCAGUUUGCUCAAGGAAAUUUUUCUCAAGGUAUUGACCGGCUUGGGUUGGUGGGCCGAGUGAAAACCGGUAACGGGAGAGGUGACGGAAACGUUUCGGCCAUUUGGAAAAGAGCCGCCGGCCAAUUUAACGUCGAGGUUUUUUAAUUAAAUAGAAACGAAGAUUUUAUUAUAUUUUAUUAGCGGUGAAAUUUUGUCUUAUUUAUAAUAACUUUAAAAUUUAUCUUCAGUACAUGAUUUUUCUAACUUUUUUUUUUACGGUUUUCUACUGUUUCGACAUGACUUUGUAGUUUUAAGAGAUAUUAGGUCUAUUAACUCUUGGUGGUAUGAAAAAAAUGCCAGCGAAUGUUCGAACGGCGAUUUUUCCGAUUUUUUCAUACUGCCAGGGAACUUUCCGACGGCCACCUUUCCGACGAAUCCCUUUCCGACUUUUUCCCUCAUAUUUUUCGGUUUAUAAAACAUCUAUUAAUAUUUUUCUCCUAUUUCUUUGUGUUUCAAUCAUGAAUAAACUACCUAAUUUUCAUAGGAAGAUUCAAAACGAAGUAUUUAUCGCAAAAAAAAAAACCGUCGGAAAGAGAUUCGUCGGAAAUUUCCCCGGACGGAAAGUUCCCUAGCAAUAUGAAAAAAUCGGAAAAGUCGUUUUUCGAAUUUUCGCUGGUAUUUUUUUCAUACCACCUAACUCUUCAAUCUUUGUUUUUUUUUUUCGUUUUUGAACGAUCUCUAUCUUUUGCAGAUUGAAUAAUCGAAGAUCCUGAGGUAGGCUCGAUCCAAAAAAUGUGAAAAAAAACUGUUUCAAUUAGAAACAUCGAGAUCUAUUUAAAGGUUUUUCAUCUAUGAAGAAUAGUUGCACAAGUGCAGAACUUAUUCAGCCCGUGAGGAGGGAUUGGCUUACAAAAAUUUUGGAAAAUUAGUAAUAAAAUCGAUCUUCUACCUCGGGGAGACAGCUUUGGCCAUAAUAUUGCAAGUUUUAGAUCCACGGAGGUAUUAAUAACUUUAAUUUAGGAAAGUUUGGGAGGAGGGGUCGCCGGCUUCUAAAAAUGGUCUGCCCAUGUACUAUCUGAAGAAAUUUUGAAAGUUAGAUUUGUUUUUAGUAUGAUUCGAAAUAUUUUGAAACCAUUUCCGCACAUCUAUGUGAUACACCGAGGUGUUUUCUCAAUGAUAAUUUUUUGAAGAACACGGUGACAUUGUCGCCGGACUCUGCGGGAUGGGCUGUUCGCGUCGCUCGCAACGUCUUCAAGAGGGCGGCCGUGAUUGUUCAGCCACAACUCACCUACAGUUUCCUGCACGAGGCUUUGGUCCCCUCUGUGCUGCUGAGUAAGUGAGGGUUUGCCGGUCCCGAAUUCUCUUGGUUUGGUUUACUCGAUGCGGCUGCGAUCUCGCUGGCAAGGCAGCAUCAUCCUCAAUUUCUCGCCUAUCCAGAGCGCCAUCACCACGACCAUGGUGCACACUGCCGCCGACACUCACCAGCCCAAGGCCGUCGUCAGUCUAACCGUUAGUUCAUUAUUAUUAUUUUUUGGACAUACUAGUUAUCAGAGUUAUCACCUUCCUAGUGUUAUUUUCAGUACUGGCCAUAAAGGUAUUUCAAAGUGGUUAUUCGAGCAUAACUUCUCUGAAAGUGACUCAAAUGACUUGAAAAUUCGCACAGAUUUUAAAUAGCUACGCAGUAACUAUUUCUCAGAAGGAGAACUCAUUUGCUCGAGUCAGACAGGAUUUGAGAGCAAAAAACCGAAAAUCGUGAAAAUGAAGAUUUUUCUUUAGAGAUUCGAAAAAUCAUAUCUUCAAAGAAACUUCGAUUUUCAAUCCGAAACUUUUUUCCCCGGUAAAACAAGGUUUCGGCUUUCCAAAAAACCUAAUCAGCCCCUUACCAACCCGAUGGUAAGAGCGUAGUGACUUUUUCUUCGAAAGGCCUUUGCGUUUUGACGCCUCGUCAUUCAAAUGGACUAUACGAGAUCAUUUUUGUUUGAGAACACCCUGUUUCAUGUUGAAAAACUUCAAAACCUCCUCAAGAAUAGUUUCACACUGUUUUCCUCAGCUUUCUCACUAUACCCGCUCUUCAGAACUCACUAACUUCUCUGGGACCGAUUUUGAACCUCUGAUUUGAAGCGGAAGCGGCUCGUUUUUCAAAAUCAGAAAACUCUCGAUUUCUCAUUUCAAAUUCCAAAGCUUUUCCAGAACCUUGAUGAAUGAAAAUAAAAGGAGACUCACUGUGUUUCGCUUACUUAUUCAAAAGAUAUAUUGAGUUAUAAUGAGUUUCUUAAAGUUCUCAAAACUUCGUUUCAGCAAGUGUUGCUUAGAAGGCUCCAAAUCUUGUGAAAGAUGAUAAAAAAACCCCUUUUUUUCAUAUUUUUUUAAAUUUUUUUAGUUCAUGAGAUAAAUUUGUAACUCCUUUUUCCUAGCUCUCAGAUCGAAAAAUAGGCACUGUAAAAUGUUUCUUUAAAUUUUAUGGGAAAAAUAAGUUUUUGGUCUUGUGAAACUAAUGCUUCAGCAAAAAAAUUAGCAGUCUUUAGGAAGUAGGAGCCUGUAAUUUAUUCAUUAUUUAUUUUCGAUUUCACGAUUGAAAAGCGAUUGAUCAGAUAAAAACUCCUUUGAAUGCCCGAAAGUCCAGAAAAACUGUUCGAAUCAAAGGUUCAAAAUCGUUCCCAGAGAAGUUAGUGAGUUCUGAAGAGCGGGUAAAGUGAGAAAGCUGAGGAAAACAGUGUGAAACUAUUCUUGAGGAGGUUUUGAAGUUUUUCAACAUGAAACAGGGUGUUCUCAAACAAAAAUGACCUCGUAUAGUCCAUUUGAAUGACGAGGCGUCAAAACGCAAAGGCCUUUCGAAGAAAAAGUCACUACGCUUUUAUUAUCGGGUUGGUAAGGGGCUGAUAAGGUUUUUUGGAAAGCCGAAGACAUUGUUUUACUGUUUUUAAAAAAAAGUUUCUUUGAAGAUAUGAUUUUUCGAAUCUCUAGAGAAAAAUCUUCAUUUUCACGAUUUUUGGUUUUUUGCUUUCAAAUCCUGUCUGACUCAAGCAAGUAAGUUCUUCUUUUGAGAAAAUGUUACUGCGUAGCUAUUCGAAAUCUGUGCGAAGUUUCAAGUCAUUUGAGUCACUUUCAGAGAAGUUAUGCUCGAAUAACCACUUUGAAAUACCUUUAUGGCCAGUACUGUACAUCUUAUUCUUGAGAACUCUAUAUUUGAGUGAGAUUCAGAAAGUCCAGUUUGCAUAAAAGGUUCAUACCAGCUCAGAAGCUUUCUAAUUUAUCAUAUUCCUAUUCCUCUUGUAAUAUUUUUGUUUUUAUAUGUUUUUCUCUCUUAUCUCUCUUUAUUCUCUUGUUUCUCUGAACUCUCAUUUUUAUCUCAUUUUCUGAUUUUAUGAGUACAUUCAAAGCGUAAAAUUAUCAAAAUAAAGAUCAGAAAAGGUUGUUUCGCCCGACAAAGUUUUUAGUGUUUUUUUUUAUAUAAAAAACGAUUUAUGCUUUUGUUAACCCAAACAAAGUCACUUCAACAGGCGAAGCAAUAUAAUUGAAGAUCUAAGGUUCAUUAGGAUUGUGAGCUUUUUAUUAUUUUUUUAAUUGUAAAUUUUCUUAUUUUUAAUCUUUUGUUUAAAAUUACCUACUGUGGUUUUUUGUCUCUGCACUAGGGGGAUUUUAGAAUUUUUCCAUUUUUUUUUCUCCCCAUCCACAAAUUGUUAGCUCGUGAUCAUUUCACUGGAGAAUCGGAAAAAUGGAAAUACUUGCAGUUGGCACCGACAAAUUCCAACGUCAGAUUGGUGUACUACCGCCGACAACCUGAGCGGGACUCCUUCACCGAGGCCUCAGUUCAAAUGACUACGUUCGGCAUUGCUCCGGCGUUGACCGUCGAGCGGAGGUUGACGCGAUAUUCUCGCGUCGGUGUCUCUCUACAAUUCGCUUUCCCUUCUUGCCUACUCUCCACCAAGUUCAAGUAGGCGAGUGUCGGUUGCACUGUCCGACACCGUGUUUCAGACUGAAGACAGGCCAAUCGUCGUUUGAAUGGCAGUGCGUCUUGUGCGACGACAAAGACGCCUUGGCGCGAAGCGUCAUUUACGGCGUCGUCGCCCCAUAUUUCCUCGUCCAGGUCUUUUUUUCUUGUUCAUCAACUGUUCAAAGCUCAAAAUAGUUUAUUAAUAAAGAACCAACCAAAUUAUAUUGCCUCCGUUUGAAGGCAUAGGGGCAGUAAAAAACGGUGUUUUAGUUCAAAGCGGUAAUUUAUAGAGCUUUUCAUUGCGAAUCGAAGGGUAAACUUGGAAACGUACAGCUUUUGAAAAAAAAAUGUUUCGUUUUAUUCUUCAUUUAACCAGCAUUUCCACAGAGCCUGUUAAUACCAUAUGUACUUCGAUUUUCUCAAUCUUUAAUUUAUUUUUUACCUCGGUAGACUCUCUAGAACUUUCAACUUUUAUUUCUUGUGUGCUCCGAAAAUUCGAAAUUCUCAUUUUUUUUUUCAAGAUAAAAUCAACAGGCAACUGAACCAAAAAUGUUUUCAAUUGGAAGUCAUUCUCCUAUCUUUAGCUCUGAUAGAAAACGUUUUCUUCGAAAACUGAAAAUCAGCAAAGGCUACAGAGCGUUUGAUGAGAAACAUCAAAAUAAUACUGUCAUUUGAAAGUUUGCCGAUUUAUUCAAAUGUUAACAAGUUUUUCAAAUAAAAGGAAUCCAAUAACUGAGCAUUGAAGGCAAAAGUUAAAAGGAAAUAUGUAUUGGAGUAUUCAAUGAAAUCAAAAUGGAUUUUAGGUGACGAAAUAUGUUUUCCGGUCAUGGUGGGACAAAGCUGCGUCGAUGAUAACGGACGAGGGACGCGACGGAGAACGCGAAGUCGACUCGGCCAAGCGAGAAGAAGCUGCGAACGUUGUGUCGCUGAUGAGGUCCACUGCCGACCGAAUCCGACGCGAAGAGCAGUCUCGCCAUGGCGUCAUCAUUUUGGAGGCCCGCUACGGCCAGAGCGCUCCUGGCGCCACCAAGGCUUAUCCGAUGGCCGACGAAACGCGAACGAUAGACGUCGCGGUGCCGCUGCAGGCUAUGGUCAACGAUAGUCAGCUGCGAGUCUACGCGACCGCCAAGCAUCAGCUCCCUGGCUUCUACGACCCCUGUCCUGGCGAGGCCAAGGUCCUCUACGUUCGCUACACCUUCCGGGACGAAACUCAUUCUGUGACCGUCGGAGACGAACAACCAUUGAUGAUUCCGCUUCGCGUUCACCGCGUUAGCCCUGAAUGACCUCACCCGAAGGCUCUAUGAACAUUAAGAAGAGAGAAAUCAAAGUUUGGAUGUUUCAGCCUGAAAAAGUAUUCAUAGAAAAGUCAGUAAACGAAUUGAUAAGCUAUCGUAUACGUGUGCUUCAAACAUUUAUUUUCGAACUCUCAGAAAAAGUGGAAGGGUUUUUUUUUUGAAUUUGUAGUUUCGCACUAGUUUACAAUCACAAAUUUUUUUUUUCAAUCUUUUUUCAUUGAGAAGGUUCCAGCACUUUCAACAGUCUUAGUUUCUUUCGAAAAUUUCCAAAUUUCAGUCUCAAAAUUAGAGCUUUUCACUACAUAAAACGUCAGUAAUCAUCAGUAAGACCUUUUUUGAUAUUUCUCUUAAUCUUGAUCAUUCAUUUUCUGUGAAGCACAUAUUCCAUUGACCUUUUCGUUUAAAGAUUUUCAAUCUGACUUUUCGGAUAUUUUAUAGGCUGAGAGCUCCUCCAUAGCGAAGAUUGGUUUCAAUGCCUCCUUAGAAAUAUCGUCUAGACUAGAUUCAAGUUUCAUUUUCAUUACAUCAUUAUUAGGUCGAGGUCGUUUUCAUUUGAUUUCUUAGAACCCGAAAAAAAAAUUAGUGUGAUGGAUCAUGUGAAAAAUUUGCUAAAAAGAUAUGAGGUAUCGAAAAUUCCUCUUCUCUGGUGCCUUUUUUCGUGAUUUCACUUUUUAUCUUCCGACUGUUUUGUCAUGCACCUGCGAUAGGAACACGUUUCAGCCCGUGUGACCCGUCUCCGUUCCCUCUUUUCCAAUGAUUUUUUCUUCUUUUUCUUGUAUUCUCCCCUCCUCCCAUGUGUGCCCUGAUCGAUAGCGCGCUCUUGUGUUUUUUACAGGCUCUGCACCUCUACUUGAACGGCGUGUUUUGGUUUUUCUUCCCUUCCCUUUCCACUCAUUCUUUUUUUUAGGUUUUUCUUCAUAGAUAUUACAGAUUAUUACGUUUGUUUGUAUUUUUUUUGUUAAAUUUUUUUUUGUCGAACUGCUUUUAUCAGUUUUCUGUUUUCGCAUUGAUUGCCAUUUUCGAAUUGCUCAAAAGUAAAAGGGUUCAAAUUCUUGGUGAUUUGAUGUAUUUUUUUUUGCGUUUUUUCGCAUCUUACUUCACAUUAUCAUGCGUUUUAAAAGCCAUAUCAAGAAAAAUUGAAGUUCCAGAAAAUGGGCGAGAAGAUGCAGGCUCCUACGAACCCUCCAGGAUAUGACGUGAGUUUUUGUUGCGAAAUAAACGACCGAUCGAAUCAGGAAGCUCAAAGCAGUGGUGAACAUAGAGGGACGUCGGCUCCGGCAGUCGAAGCGGAAGUUUUCCAACAAAAGUUCGUUUCCUUUCUUUGUUCAUUCAAGUUCAUUUGUUUUCAUGUAGUCCACAAUUGGUUGUCUCUGUCCAAUACGUAGAAUUUUUGACCGGUUCGCAAAAAGUUCCGUAGCUUCGAAUGAAAUAAUAUAUCUAAAAGAAAUCGAACUUUGCAAUUUAGUGCAGUUUACGGUUGACAGAAAUGAAAAAAAUUUGAAUUCUUAAUCGAAAACUUACGUCGGCUGGAUCCCACCCCGGGGUGCGGCCUAUUUCAGUAAAUGUUCAAAUUUUUUGCGCGCAAAAGGCUGGGACCAUGAUAUCUCGCAUUUUAACAAAGACUUGUUCUUGAAAGGAAAUUUUUCCUAAGUUUCAUAGACGUUAUCAAGAAUGUUGUUAGUGGUUGUAAUUCGGUUUUGAACGAUAUAAUAGACAAUUCUUUGAGUUUGAGAAACUUUUGACUUUUUCUUUGCAGCCAUGGGAAUGACAUGCAGGGUCAGCCUACGGAAAUGGCGCCACCGCCGUCCUACCAAGCAGCCAUGUCCUAUCCGGCGGCUCCGACGUACGGCGGAAUCGAGCAACCGAAGCCGAUGGUACCCCAGCAGCCGCCCAUUUACUACCAACAGCCCCCGCCCUUCAUUAGUACGUCUUAUUCAGACUUGUGCGUCAGGCCGUGCUUUGGGCCUUCUUUUUGAGAAAAAGCCUGCGCGGGCUUACCAGGGAAUGGUCUCCGGUCGCAGGGGGACUCCUAAAUGAGACCAAGUUUACUAGAUGUAGUUUUUCACGCUGACUCAAAAUCUGGUCUCAAAAACUGCCGAGGAGAUCUGUGAAAAAAGUUAUGGACCCUCAAAGUCGAAAAUUUCUUUGCUUUGAAAAAUCAAAACUAUGCCUAAAAUUUUAUUUGGGAAAAAGUAAUUUGUUUCUAUAUAUGGACAAAAAAUGAGCUCAAUGGGAGACAAUGAAUUUUUCAACUUUUGAAGAUCCAUAACUUUUUUUCACAGAUCUCCUCGGUAGUUUUCAAGAUCAGCGUAAAAAACUACAUCUUGUAAACUUGGUCUCAUUCAGGGGCCCCACUGCGACCCGAGACCAUUUCCUGGUCAGGCCACGCCAGGCUUCAAAAAAAAAAAAUUUUAAAUUUCAUUUAAAACAUUUUUGCCAAUAAUAUCUUUUUACUCGCUAAACGGUAUUUUCUGUUGAACUCGGAGUUAAAAAAAUAAGCAAAAAAAAAUGACUUUUGUCGUAAAAAAAAAAGCUCGAUACUCGACUUGAAAAAAAUUAAGCUUUUUGGGCCGGUCCUCGCACAAACCUGGUCUUAUUAAUGAAAAUCCUCUCAAGUUCGGGAAUUUUCAUGAAUUAGCUUAGUUUGGUCACUUCUUGGCUUUUUGGCUGUUUUUGCUCACACUCAAGGUGUACUACUGGGUCAGCCUGUACUAAUUGCCAGGCGCUUUCUUUUCAAUAGCAAAGCCUUAGCUGUGAAAAAAGGCCAUCAAAGAAUCCAGUUUUCAUUUUCCCACUGUGGAGAAUACAUAAAAUAUUUAAUUCUACAAUUUAUCUCUGAAUUCGUCGUUUAUGAAUCAAUUUUUUGUUUGUUUUCAGUCGUUGAUGAAUCCGAUUAGAACAAGAACUUGUGAAGUUAUAACGAACAACCGCCUCUGGCGAACUAGAAAUCCUAGCGUGUAGUUAAUCAAGUUGAAAGCAUGGUUUUACCUUCUUGUUCUUGCGCGUAGUUUAUCUAGUUGCGACCACUUCGAGUGGAGAUUUUAGACGGAAUGUCCAUCUCAAACUUUUUGAAAUCCAAAAAUUGAAGAAUGAGAAAAAACCUUUUCUUAUGGGUAUGACGAUACGUUGAUUAGGAACUUUUUGCAGCACAAACGCGUCUUCCGCAGCCGAACGACGCCGUUGUGCAGGCGAUACGAGCCAACGUGGCGCCGACGACCGCCAACGUCGUCGUCCACAUCCAGCAGGGUAUCCAGUGCCGACAUUGUGUACGUUUUGUUCUCUCUUUCUUCCGUGGUUACUCUUUGAAAUAUCGCAUAAUCCAUUUCAUAUUCGAGAGUUGAAAGAGACGUGUUGAUUUGAUAGGUCUUCCCUUUCCUACUGCUUAAUGGCCAAAAACUACCUUUUUUUUCGAAAAUUUUAUUAUUGGUGAAUAAAAAACAGUAAACAAAAAAAUCUGAUUAACCAACAUAUGUUUCAUAAAGUUUCAAUGUUAGCACCUUGUGCGUCCGGGCGGCAAUGCCCCCGGGCUUGGGCCAGACCAGGCUUCGAAAAAAAUUUUUUUAGAUUUCAUUAAAACAUUUUUCACCGAAAAAAAUUAUUUUUUUCAUAUGUUGAAUCAUAGUUUCUGUUGAACUACUAGUGAACAAAUGAGCAAAAGUAUGACUUCUAUCGUAAUAAAGCAUUUUUGGUUGAGGCCUAACUAAGGUCAGGGCGGGCUUAGAAAACAGGCUGAGGGGCCGGCUCUCGAACAAGCCUGACUGGUAGUUGCUAUUUGUGAAUAGUUUUAAAAAAAAGAGCCUUAAUUCGAUAAGUUUUAGCUCUUGCCUCUGUUACUUUCUUCUCUUUUUCUUCCAAAGAUUACAAUUUUCAAAUUCAUUUUCAGCACGCAGGGGUGGUGACGCGCCAAACGGACAUGUGCUGCCUGCUGUGCCUCGUUCUGCUCACAAUUUUCACUUUUCCUCUCGGGCUCAUUUUCCUAUGUUGUGUCCCGUGCACUGUACAAAACCGUUGUUCCAAUUGCCAACGUCUCGCCUAA